AUGGAUUACGGCCUUGAGUACAGUGAGGAGCAACGAGAGUACCUCGAGCGGGUUGGCAUGCGCGAGCAACUUGAGAGUUUCGUAGUUGACGCCGUGCGUGAAAAGCCUGACGACAUCUACGCCUUUUUGCAACGCUGGGCAACUGCCCGCAGCGGGAAAACUCCGAGCAUGACGUCAACGCAGGCCGCCAUCAAAAUUCAGUGCGCGCAGCGAAAGCACAACGCAAGGACACUCCUGAAGAUCCGCCAGGAUGCCGUGCGCGCCCAGAGCCAGCAGGAGCAGGAGGAAAAUGCAGCAACAGGCACUGCAAUGUGA
Trypanosoma grayi is the source of this 315-nucleotide messenger RNA. RefSeq lists its product as hypothetical. The transcript has a single exon. NCBI's taxonomy places the organism in Eukaryota, Euglenozoa, Kinetoplastea, Trypanosomatida, Trypanosomatidae. Gene Ontology annotation, molecular function: protein binding. The coding region runs from base 1 to 315 and encodes 104 amino acids. The record is from RefSeq and is a predicted model, not a curated record.